AAAAAAAAAAAAAAAGUGCGGCGGUGGAUUCAGGCCCUUGCCGCAAAAGCAAAAGCAUCUCACCACCGUUUUAUAAACAUCUCAGAUCUCUCUCUCUCUCUCUCUCUCCCCUAUCUUCUCUUCUGAUAACAAUGGCCGAACCUAUAGCUAAUAUCACGGCGAAGAACGACGAACCACCGGAAGAAGAAAUCUCCGAUCAGUUUCUCUGCUGCGUUUGCCUGGAACUUCUUUACAAACCAAUUGUGUUAUCUUGUGGUCAUCUAUCAUGUUUCUGGUGUGUGCAUAAGUCAAUGAAUGGCAUUCGCGAGUCUCAUUGUCCGAUAUGUAGGGAUCCGUAUGUUCACUUUCCUUCUGUGUGCCAGAAGCUUCAUUUUCUGCUGAAGAAGAUAUACCCGAUCGCACAUAAGAAGAGAGAAGAACAAGUUUUGGAGGAAGAAGAAGAGCUAGAUUGUUUUUCUCCACAGAUUGAUGUUGUUUCGGAUAAGGCUAAUGCUAAGGAUGAGGCUGUAUGUAGUGGAGAUUCUCUAAAUAUCUCUGGUAAGUGUAUUACACAGAUGGUGGAAGAGUGCUCAAAUGCAGCGAAGUUAUUAUCUAAUUCAUCAAGUGUAGGUGACAGUUCAUGUAUCCCCAGCAAUCAAGAACCCAUUGAUGCACGAAGUCAUAAUGCUCAUGAGGAUGACUUUCUUAAGAAUAACAAUGCCAGUAAGCAAAUUUUGAAAGAGGAUUUGCUCUGUUCAGCAUGUAAGGAGCUGCUCAUGCGACCCGUGGUUCUCAAUUGUGGGCAUGUGUAUUGCGAAGGAUGUGUGGUAGAUAUGGCUGAAGAAAGCGAAAAGAUCAAAUGUCAAGAGUGUAAUGUUCGUGACCCUAGAGGAUUUCCAAAAGUUUGUUUGAUUCUUGAACAGCUUAUGGAAGAAAAUUUUCCUGAAGAAUACAAUUCAAGGAGAAGUGGUGGGAUUCAAAAAACUCUUGCCCAUAAUAGCAAAGGAAAUGAUCAAAACCACCUCAAAGAAGGCCCAUCAUUUUCAAAUGAUAACAACGACGAUAUGCUUUGGUUGCCAAACCCUGAAUCUAAUGUUCACUACGGAGCUGGUUGUGAUUCUUGCGGGGUGUAUCCAAUCAUAGGGGAUAGAUACAGAUGCAAAGACUGCAAGGAAGAAAUCGGGUAUGACCUUUGCAAAGAGUGUUACGAGAGUCCAUCGAAAGUUCCAGGGAGAUUCAACCAACAACACACUCCAGAUCAUAGGCUUGAGCUUGCUGAGGCUCCUUGGCAGCCAGGGGUUCCUCAGUUUAUGAUCACAGGCUUCAUUCUCGCAAACGAAGAUGGGGAUACAGAUGAGGGCGAGGAGGAGGAGGAGGAGGAAGGGCCUCCUCAUGGUUCGUCUAAUGAGUCAUCAAACACAGAAUGAAAAAUAGCAGUCAAGUAUUAGUUCAUAUGCUUUCAACUUUGUGUUUGCGUUACUAUUUAUUUUUAUAUUUUUUUUCACAUAAGUCUUAUGGUUUUGAACAUUUUAAACUUAAGUCUUUA
Capsella rubella is the source of this 1525-nucleotide messenger RNA. RefSeq names its product E3 ubiquitin-protein ligase PRT1. The transcript has 7 exons. Bases 132 to 1406 code for a protein of 424 amino acids. Gene Ontology annotation, molecular function: ubiquitin protein ligase activity; zinc ion binding. NCBI's taxonomy places the organism in Eukaryota, Viridiplantae, Streptophyta, Magnoliopsida, Brassicales, Brassicaceae. Gene Ontology annotation, biological process: proteasome-mediated ubiquitin-dependent protein catabolic process. The record is from RefSeq and is a predicted model, not a curated record.